AUGGAACUAAUGAGGCGUGGUCGAGUUAUUUUACAAAGAAGAUUGCUCCCCUACUCGUCUUCGACCUCCGUCGGUGUGGCUUCCCCUGCAAAUCCUCGACCCCGUCUUCCUCGCCGAGCUGCAUCUACUGUCCGACUUGCCUCCUUCACUCGUCCCGUUCAUCCCAGGACGGCACGUCCAUCCCGGCCUGUCACCCCUGUUCAUCCCCGGGCCCCGCCUACUGCCCGACCCCUCACCCUGACGCCUCUUCAAUCAAUUAAUCCUCCCCGAACUACUUAUAUCCCUGGUUGUGGCCUCGGUCAAAGAUCAGUCAACGUACCUUACGCCAGCCCUGCCUUCAGAGAAGCUUCCCAAGCGGCCCGUCAAGCAUGUUCUGUGAAUGACUGCCUAAGCCGGGAUGCCCCUUCUUCUUCUCGGUGUAGGGUUCGGCUACCUUCCGAUAAUUCUGAUUCGGAUGACCAGCCGUUGGCUCAGAGACUUCGCCAUAGGGCCCCCGAUCCUAUACCAGACUCGGGCCCUUCCACUAUUCCUCCUCCGCCUCCUACUGCAACCACCACUUCUCCUUCGCCUCCUAUUGCAACCCCGACUCUUGUCCUGAGCCAAACAGAGGUUCCCCCUGCUCCAUCCGCGGUUUCGUUUGAGCCUCCGCCAGCUCAACCUUCCACAUCGCAGCAGCAUCAGAGCAGUGAAGCUGGCCCCUCGCAUCGCCCUUCACCAGCUACUUCACCGCCAGAACCUUCUCAGGUGCCUCCCUCAGUUCCUUCUGGGUCAGCUGCUAGGCCUUCUAGCUCCGUUGCUGGGCCUUUCCAACCACCACCAUCUGUUCCUCUCUAUUAUCGUACCACUACUCCUUUUGAAGCUGGGUUACAGUCUCGGCGAGAUGUUCCCACCAGCUCCUUGACAAUGAAAGAUCGCUUGACCACUUUGUGGGAAGAAAGUAUGCAUCAGAUGGAACUCUUGCCGCCCCUGCCCAGAUGGAUAGAUUCUCUGAGCUGUAUAUCAAGGUAA
Molecule: messenger RNA, 1008 nt
Organism: Zingiber officinale
Lineage: Eukaryota; Viridiplantae; Streptophyta; Magnoliopsida; Zingiberales; Zingiberaceae
Product: extensin-like
Exons: 1
Coding region: 1-1008 (335 amino acids)
Source: RefSeq, a predicted model, not a curated record